AUCACAUUCAAGUCAAGUACUUUUGAAUAAAGUACUUUUGAGAGUACUUUAAGCACCACUGGUUAAAAAUGUGUGCAUGUUUGUGUGUUUGUCAUGGUUGUUGGUGUGUGUUUUUGGGUGGGGGAGGCGCAGCAGACGUGAGGGGGGGCCAAGCAAGAAUUACUUCUGCUCUGGUUAGCAAAUACAACAGAAAAGAAACAACACAAAGUAACACACACCUUGGAUAUUGGGGGGGGGGGUCUCAUUAGUGCUGACACCACCGCCAUGUGCACUCCAGAAUAAAUACCAAUUUAUAAAUAGCCCCCCGCUACCCCCAAAAUAAUCUUCCAAAUAGUGGAGAAACACUCCCAAAAAAACAGAAGCAACAAAGCUGUCACUCAAAUUUUGGGAAGGGGAGGGGGGGCGGAUGAGGAGGUUUAAAGGAGGGGGAGGAGGAAGAGGGGACCAAACAACCCCGUCCUCCCUCGUCCCCCUCCCUCUCCGCCCCUGCCUUUCUCUCACUCACUCUCUCUCUCUCACUUCUCUCCUCUCUCUGCUUGUCGUCUUCUUUCAUUCCCGCCACUGUUAGCGAGCCCAGCCGGAGCGGACCGAGCGAGCGAGCGAAGUCCCUGUACGCAUCACCGCGCGCGGCUGGAGGAGAUGGAGCCGUGAGCCAAACUGAGCCGAGCCGAGCCAAACCGAGGGGCGAUGCUGCUGAAUGAAGAAGACUCCUCUUCCUCUUCUUUUUCGUCUUCUUCACGCGCACGUUCCUGUACUGUGGACUGCGCGUGCACGCCGAGCAUGGAGCCCAGCUCGUGCACGGGAAGUUGCCGCCGACGCACGCGGAUGGCGCGAGCACUCUUUUCGCUGCUGCUGUUGCACUUCAUCUCCGUGCACGGAGUCGUCACGGCGACCAACACCACCGAGCUGGCCGCCUCCCCAAACGGGACCGUCCCGCUGAGCGAGCAGGAGGGUCCCGCCGAUGUCAGCCGUGCCGUCACCAUGGGAAAUGGUUCCGUCAACACUGUGACACCCAGGGUGGGCCGCGUGGCCCGCGGCAGCGGUGAGGAGGAGGAGCUAAGCAGCGGCAUGUUAGCGCCGGAAGUAGGCGGUACGACCUCGCCAUCUCAGAUCAGCCUGGAUUCGGCGGAGACGGAGCUGCUGUUACUCGGCAACCGUCUGCCAGCCGACGUCGUGGAGGAGGAGCCUCCGGCGCGUACCGAUCCGCCGUGGAUCAACGUCAGAGACACGGCCGUGUUCGACCUGGACCGACCGUCCUCCGGCCCCCCUCCGGCGACCAACGCCGACGUCCUCCACGUGGACUUUUUCGAUCCCGCCUCCCGUGGACGUAACCUAGACUUGGCCCCGCGACCCACCUCCUCGCUGGCUCACGAGCUCCAGGGCGGCGACCCGACGUCCUGGGCCAUGCCUGACAGCUACGACUACCUGACCCCGUACGAGGACGGGGUGUCCCCCACCGCCGACGAGUACCCCGACACCACCACCGAAAACGGCGACCCCCCGGCUCGACCCAAGUCGGCGGGUCCCGCGUCUUACCUGCCGAACGGCCCCCGGCGCGCCACCCCCGCCGACGGCUCCGACGGGAUGGGCGGCUGUCGCCCGGGCUACCAGAUGGUCAAUGCUACUUGUCGCUCCCCAUGUGACUUUGACCCCAACUUCUGCUAUAAUGGAGGGCAAUGUUACUUACUCGAAGACGCCGGAACAUUCUGCAGGUGCAACGUUCAAGACUACAUCUGGCACAAAGGUGCCCGCUGCGAGGCGGUGGUGACGGAGUUCCAGGUCAUGUGUUUGGCGGUCGGUGCGUCGGCCGUGGUGGUCCUGCUGCUUUUUAUGAUGGUGGUCUGCUUCGCCAAGAAGCUCCACGUACUCAAGACUGAAAAUAAGAAGCUGCGCAGACGCAGUAAGUACCGGCCCACGUCGGAGGCUCACAAUGAUAAUUUCUCGCUGUCCACCAUCGCUGAGGGCUCCCACCCAAACAAAACCAUGAGCAGAUAUACGUGGGAGUGUAAGACCAAAGAGGAGUCCGACUGCGAGGAUGAUCCUAAUUCCCACAACAAGCUGGAGGAGCCAGUGAAGGCCCCGCCCAAGGAAGACGACGCCCUCAACAUCCACAACGCGCUGACGCCCAAACACGACAACCACAAGCUGCUGGGCGACGACGACUCAGAGGUCAACUCUCUGCAGAACAACAUGAUGUGAAAAAUACACUUUUUCACCAUCGAGACCCCCCCCCCCCACCCCAAC
Messenger RNA from Syngnathus typhle (broad-nosed pipefish), 2244 nucleotides. Its product is annotated as chondroitin sulfate proteoglycan 5-like. Gene Ontology annotation, biological process: nervous system development. The record is from RefSeq and is a predicted model, not a curated record. Lineage: Eukaryota; Metazoa; Chordata; Actinopteri; Syngnathiformes; Syngnathidae. The transcript is spliced from 6 exons. The coding region runs from base 688 to 2199 and encodes 503 amino acids.